AUGGACAACGAUCGGUUAACGCAGCUGCCUAUGUCCCGAAUUCGAACGGUCAUGAAAACCUCGCCCGACAUGGGAAACAUCAAUCCCGAAGCACUGUUUCUCAUGUGCCGCUCAGCAGAAAUGUUUAUCGAGUAUAUGGCGAAGGGAGCGCACCGGCAGGGCAAGAAAUCGCUCGAGUACAAAGAUCUGGCCAAGUGUGUGGAGGAGGACGACAAUCUGGAGUUCCUGUCGCAGAUCCUGCCGAAGAAGAUCACCGUGAAGGAGUAUAAAACGUUGAUGGCAAAGAAACGGGACACGGACGAUGAUACGGACAGCGAGGAGGAGGCGGAUGAAGAAUCGGGCAAUGAAGAGGCGAAUGCGGACGAUGACGACGAUGAUGAUGAUGAUGAUGUGGUGGAGAUAGUGGACGACGACGACGACGACGAGGACGACAACAAGAAGAAGGUGCGGCAGGAGCAGGCAGACAGCGAGGAUUCGGCGUCGGACAGUGGGGAAAGCAAUAGCGUGAUAUCGAUCGACUCCAGCUCGGACGAGAAGGAGAAUUCCAAAAACGUUAGCAAUAAGAAAUCGCCGGUAAAGCACAAAACUGGCGAUUCGCCGUAGAGGAAAAGGUGCGUUGAACGGGGAAAGGGGCUUAAUAAGGGAGGGAUCUUUAAUUUAGGGACUGAUUUAGUCAGGUUUACGCUGCGUGCGAGACAUUUCCGUACGUAUUGCGGUGUAACUGAAACUUUUAAAUUGAACGUUGGGGUGUUGGACCAGCCGGGUGAGACACUCCCAUUCGUUAAUUUUAAUUCAGGAGCUGAGGAUAACCACUUUUGUACCAUAAUUUGACCUUUUUUGCAGUAUAAUUUAUUUAAACAACAGUUAACAAACUGCCGUUCAUUCGAGCGUGCAAAACAAACGAAACAAAUAGGUAGGAUGGCCGCAGAAAACGUGUAGUAAGGUUCCAACUGUCUUGUAAUGUUCCAAAAUCUCAAACUAAACAAUAAAUCACGGUUAUAAAAUGCAA
This is a messenger RNA of Anopheles arabiensis, 1009 nucleotides long. Its product is annotated as chromatin accessibility complex protein 1-like. The record is from RefSeq and is a predicted model, not a curated record. Lineage: Eukaryota; Metazoa; Arthropoda; Insecta; Diptera; Culicidae. The transcript is spliced from 2 exons. Gene Ontology annotation, cellular component: nucleus; CHRAC. Gene Ontology annotation, molecular function: protein heterodimerization activity. Bases 1 to 603 code for a protein of 200 amino acids.